Mugil cephalus (flathead mullet) is the source of this 4809-nucleotide messenger RNA. Its product is annotated as sia-alpha-2,3-Gal-beta-1,4-GlcNAc-R:alpha 2,8-sialyltransferase-like. Gene Ontology annotation, biological process: oligosaccharide metabolic process; N-glycan processing. The record is from RefSeq and is a predicted model, not a curated record. Bases 314 to 1435 code for a protein of 373 amino acids. Gene Ontology annotation, molecular function: alpha-N-acetylneuraminate alpha-2,8-sialyltransferase activity. Lineage: Eukaryota; Metazoa; Chordata; Actinopteri; Mugiliformes; Mugilidae. The transcript is spliced from 4 exons.
AGGGAGGGGAGGAGGACGGGGCUCGUCGGGUCGCUGGCUGCAUUUCUGCUCCAUCUCCUGGAUCGAAGCGGCCGCCCGGAGGAAUGAGAGCGGACCGAGCCGAGGCGUCUCCACCACCAUGCAGCCGCCGACCUCCUCCACCUCCUCCAUCUCCUCCUCCUCCUCAUCAUCCUCCAGCCGCAGCCUCCGCCCGUCUUCUCCGACCGCGUGAGCCCAGCGGGUCGCCUGUAGCUCGCAGCCCGGCUCGCAGCGGCGUGUCCCGGCCGUGAUGACAGCACUGUAGGCCGCGCAGCAGCUCCGUCCGCUCCCCACCAUGGUGCGCAUCGCCAAGGCCCUGGGUCUGGUGAUCCUGUGCGUGGCCGUGCUCAUCCUGUCCCUCAUCAGCUACGUGUCCCUGCGGAAAGACAGCCUCUUCGCCUCCUCCAAGUACUACAUGGGAGGCCCGAGGAUCAUGUUCCACGCGGGCUUUAGGUCUCAGUUUGCCAUGAACUUUCUGGAUCCGUCCUUCAUCCCGUUGACCAACGCCCUCAACGAGGAGCUGCAAGGAAAACCGUCCAAGUGGAGGUUCAACAAGACGGCUUUCUACCAGCAGAGGAAAGACAUCUUCAGCUACAUCGACAUUCCCAACAACUUCUCCCUGACUAAGAGCAGCGUGCGCGUCGGCCAGCUGAUGCACUUCGACUACUCCAGCCACAAGUACGUCUUCUCCAUCAGCAACAACUUCAAGUCUCUGCUGCCCGACACCUCCCCGAUCCACAACAAGCACUACAGCGUGUGCGCCGUGGUGGGGAACAGCGGCAUCCUGACGGGCAGCCACUGCGGCCCGGAGAUCGACCAGGCCGACUUCGUCUUCCGCUGCAACUUCGCCCCCACGGAGGUCUACUCCAAGGACGUGGGCAAGAAGACCAACCUCACCACCUUCAACCCCAGCAUCCUGGAGAGGUACUACAACAACCUGCUCACCAUCCAGGACAGGAACAACUUCUUCCUCAACCUGAAGAAGCUGGAGGGCGCCAUCCUGUGGAUCCCCGCCUUCUUCCUGCACACCUCGGCCACGGUCACGCGCACCCUGGUGGACUUCUUCGUGGAGCACAAGGGCCAGCUGAAGGUGGAGCUGGCCUGGCCGGGGAACAUCAUGCACGAUGUCAACAAAUACUGGAAGACUAAAAACCUCUCGCCCAAACGCCUCAGCACGGGGAUCCUCAUGUACACGCUGGCCUCGGCCAUAUGCGACGAGAUCCACCUGUACGGCUUCUGGCCCUUCGGCUGGGACCCCAACACGGGCAAGGACCUGCCUUACCACUACUACGACAAGAAGGGGACCAAGUUCACCACCAAGUGGCAGGAGACCCACCAGCUGCCCAGCGAGUUCAAGCUGCUCUACAAGCUGCACCGGGAGGGCGUGAUCAAACUCAGCCUGACGCACUGCGGCUAGACGCACGGCGGCGGCAGCGCCGGGACGCCGGGUCGGCCUCCAGGAUCACCGCCACCCCACACGCAUCAGCUUUAACUUUAAGUUGUGUGACACGCACCAUAAGCAUGAGACAUAUUAUGAAGGAAACGUAUUAUCAUCCUGCAGAACUCACACCACGAUGUCAGCCAGGCCCCGCCUCGGGUUUUAGAUCACAGCUCCGUUUAUUAAUUCCUCACGCCGCCUCACGCUGCCCCACGUCUCCUCCCUCGUUGCAUGGCAGCUGUGGCUAAAGCGUCAAAAGCUACGACCGGGGCCGCAGGAAACACAAGUAGUCAAAUCUUCCAGCUCUGCUCAGCACCGAUUGAUUUCUAACAGUGCGCUGAUUCUGUUCACUGAAACCACUGCCUAAUCUCAGGGACCGAGUUAGAUCAGUGUUUUUUUGGCUUCAGAUUCAAUGCCUCAACAGAGGUUCCUGUUGUUGUUUUUUCUUUUUAUUUUUGCCCCCAAAUGAGGUGUCAGACAAUCUGCACUGCUCUGGAAGAUGGUAUUUGUUUACAAGACUGUACUCUAUAUAAAUAGAAAUAUAUAUACGUGAAUAUAUAUAUAUACGUGUGUGUCUUCAGAUUUAGUUGAGAUUCUUCAAAUUUUUGGAAUUACAAGCAACAUUCCAACAACAAGCCAUAAAUUCGCAGACAGACGACGCUGUCGCUGUCGCUUCAGUGCAGCACCUGCAGAGAGUGGUGUCGGCCUACAUUAGGUUCUGAGAAUACACGACCGCAGACACGCUGGCGGCAACAUUUAAGGUCACAGAGGUUCAAUAUCCCCCCAAAAAUAAACACACACACACACAAAAACAACAACAAAAACAAGGGUAUUCAUUCAUGUGGAUGUUAUUCAGACAUGUAGCAUCCACAGAGACUAAAGCAACAUAAAACAACAAUUCACUAGAUCCCAAACUGAUCAAGUAUCUGUGGGAUGAUCCAGUGAGUCACAGCCGUUUUGGAGGCACCAGUUUAGUUGAGAGUGAAAUAAUUGGACAGACAUUUGUUGGAUUGGAUUGAACAUUGGUGGAAGUACUCAUGGUCCAUAGUAGAUGAAUCCUCUUGACUGUAAAUAAACUGCACGAUAUCAGUAGAAAUACGUCGUCAGUACACGUUGAUGCUUAAGUUGAAGAUACGGAGACAGUGUUUAGGUUAGGGAGGUGGUCAUAAUGUUAUGCCAUGUUGAUGUUUGCUUAAAAGGAACCACAAUAGCCUGAACUUCCUCUAACACCUUUUAAUCCCUUCAAAGUCAAAUUAUAAUCAACAGAAUUCGCCCUGGGCACAAAAAAGGCUGGAACCACCUCUGCAAACCUAUAAAUACAAGUUAAAGUCUUUUAACUAAACUUUUAAAACUGCCAAGUAAUAGUAAUAGUAAUAGUAAUAGUAGUAGUAGUUUCUAGUAACUAAAGUGGGAAUAAGUAGGGACCCCCUACCUACUAUAUGUGUUCUAUAUUAAACUAGUGCUAUUUAUAAAUACACAUUAUUAUCAUCAUUGCAUUCAAUAUUAAACUAUUCGAAUAAUACAAAGGUUCAGAUUUUGUAAAUUUCAAAUAUGUUACAUAAAGAUUCAUGUUAAUGUGUAUUUGAAUACAUUAAAUUUGUUAUAUAUAUAUAAAUAUGUAUACAUAUAUAUAUAUAUAAAUGUAUCAUCAACCAAACAUUUUGCAGCCCCCCUGCAGUACCACCACGGUUCCCUAGGGGUCGCAGAUUCCCUGUUGAAGACCUAUGUAUUAAACAAAUGAACUUCUUAGCGGCGCUUAAAAGGAGAGAAAAUAAUAUGCUGUUUUUAACCAAACCAAAAAGAAGAACAAUAUCUUAGCUCAUAAAAACUUCAGAAUUGUUUCAGAAUAUGGUUUUAGUCAAUUAUCAAUUAAGAUAAAACAUAAAAUACAAUAUUUUUGAAUGUUUAAAGAGUCUCUCGUGGCCUAAAUGUUGGCGCUAGCGUGGCUACGAGCGUCAGUUUGAGCCGAAUUAAUUCAUAUCUGAGGUUUACUACUAUUUCAAUAUCCAAAAACACUAGAGGGAAAAGACGGAGAGUUUAUUUAUUCCUGAGUGUCGUCUCCAGAGAAACGAGUUACUGCAUCUUGUAUAAAGAGCAUGGUCCAUUUAAAACGUUGCAUGUGAAGGCACUGACAAAUCUUUUAGGCUAGUUUUAUACAAACCUUUGAACAUUAUUUUUUUUGUUUUGAUUUGAUUUGACGUUUCAGUUCUUUGCUUUUGUUUCUUAUUAGUUUGUUUGUUCGUAUUCCUGGUGGCUUAUUCGGUAAGAAUAUCACCAGCGUCUUUGUACGAGAGGCUGCAGAAGAACUUACUGCUUUAUUUCACAUGGGACCAAACCUCCUCCUACGGAAAAUCUAAACGUGAGCGAGCUUUUAUUUUUUAUAACUGUAGAUAAUCUCGGGUUGUCGAACGGCCUCGACCCUCGGACCCAGACGGCGGCGGUGAAACCUGACCACAUGACCAUCUCAUGACUCUGCAACAUGUGCCCCCCCACCCCCCCCGAGGAGGAGGUGGAGGAGGAGGUGGUGGAGGAGGAGGUGGUGGGGGGGGGAACUUCUGACUCCGAACCUGCAGAGAAACGCAGUCACUCACACUUCUUCAACACCAGACGUCUUUCUGUUGCCGUUCGGACGUGGAGCGGCGGCUACAUCGUCUUCACGCCGUUUUAAUGGAUGUAGGUUAGGAAUGUUUUUGUAGAAACACCAAAGACCACGUGUCGACAGUAGAAUUGAUUUACACCAAGUAUUAUUCUUUUUUUUUUUUUUUUUUUUUUAAUUAUUCUUAUCUUGAAUUUGAUGUUGAGUAUCAGUGACGUGGUGGAAUUUCUUCGUGACUCCAUGAAUGUCUCCUCCCGUAGACGUCGCUGCGUCAUGUUUCCUCUUUCUUCUCGGCUCAUGUAGAAUGUGUGUGUGUGACAAAGUCUGUGGGGAUUAUAAACUGCAGUCAUACUAACAAGUGUAGCUUUUCUUUUUUCUUUCUUUUUCUUUUUUGGUGCGUAAACUGUAAACAUGCAUAACCCCAAACCGACAAAAAUGUCUUUUACUCCAGAUACAACACAAAUGCGGGAUUCAUUCCUUACGACCCUUUAACAUUCUUGUACUUGUGUUUUUAUUGAUCUGCAUGGCAACGUUGAUCCAUGACGCAUUAAAGGAAACAACUGAAUAAAAGAAGAAGAAGAAGAAGCUUGGCUGCUUAUGUACCUUGUUCAGACGACUGUGAUGUCUCGGGUUCUAACAGAGUCGAUCAUCUCAAUGUGAGAAACUUUAUUUUUUAUUUUGCUCCGUGAUAAAUAGACAUAAUGUGCCUGCAUCGAUGCCUCAAUGUGUCAAAUAAAAACAGUAUUUUUCUCUGGUA